UGACUGAAAUGCUUAUCCCACAGCCCUAUAUGGAAAACACUCCGCCCAUAACCCCGCCCCCUGCGCCAUAAAGAGGCGGCGCAACACCAAUGAGGUAAUCAGGGUAAACAGUAAAAAUGGCGACGUCUAUAGCCGGAGAGGAGCAACCAAGUCUAAACGGGAUUGUUUCUGAGCCCCAUACAAAAAAACUGACCGACCUGCCGACUGAGUUGCUCGAGCACAUUUUGUGCUUCCCUGUCCUAAAACAUGUCGACAUUUGUAACGUUUCUUGCUGCUGCAAACGGCUACACGAUGUUUGCCAUGGAAGGGGGAAGGUCUGGGGACACCAGUACAAACUCAGAUGGCCAAGACUGCAGAGGUUUUACCGUCAGAAUGACAGCUGUGACUGGCUCAGAGAAUACAAAACACGCCACAGAGUUGGAAUACAGAUACGAAGGACUGUGGAAUCAAUCUCAAAGAGAUUCUUCACAGAAGUUCCAUGCGUUGGCCAGGUGCUGGGAGACAGCUUUGCAGAGAUCGAGUCGCUUGGGAUGCCAGAGCACUUCUGUGAAGAUGAGCUUCUUUUCAUACUCAACUCUGACAAGAGGAAAAGUUUGACGCUGAAGUACUAUGCAAAGAAAAUCCUUUACUUCCUGAGACAGCAGAACAUCCUGAGGAGUCUGAAAUUCUUCCUGGAGCAGCCUGCAGAGCAGCAGUUGGCUUUAGAAGGUGCAGUACUUGUGGAUCAGUAUUGUAACCCGCUGGCUGAUGUCACAAUGGACGGUAUAUCAGCGCAACUGAACGAGAUCACAGAAAAAGUGAAGAAGAUGCUGAGAAUCAAGAACCCAUCUCAUCCGAGCCUGCGCAUCGUUCAAGGUGACCGCGCAAUAGAGGACUUUGAGCUCCAGAGGCAGGUGGUCUGUGCCCUAAACUCUGUCUUGUACGAGCAGCUUCAGUACAAAGGGAAUGAGUGUGACUACUACAACCCGCUCAACUCUUACAUCCAUCAGGUGCUACUUCGCCGUACAGGUAUUCCCAUAAGCCUCUCUGUUCUUUACAUGACACUAGCCAGGAAGCUGGGUGUUCAACUGGAGCCUGUCAACUUUCCAAACCACUUCCUGCUUCGCUGGUGCCAGAAACAAAGAGGGAGUGACGACAUCUAUGACUUUGUCUACAUUGAUGCCUUUGGGAAAGGCAAGCAGCUGACAGCGAAGGAGUGCGAGUACCUCAUUGGCCACCAGGUGACGGCAGAUUACUACAGUGCCAUUAGCACCACGGAGGUGCUGCUCAGGAUGGUGGGAAACCUGCUAAACAUCGGAAAGAGAGGGGAGGGAAAUGAGAAAUCCUACCAGCUGCUUAGGGACUCGCUGGAUCUCUACCUCACUAUCAAUCCAGAUAACGUGCAAUAUUUACUGCUGCAGGCACGCCUCUACUUUCACCUGGGAAUCUGGCCAGAAAAGGUGCUAGACAUCCUGCAACACAUUCAGGCACUGGAUCCCUCCCAGCACGGGGCAGUGGGUUACCUGGUGCAGCACACACUGGAACACAUUCAACACAAGAAGCAUCCAGUUACUCCUGAAGUCAAGAGGCGCAGUGCUCCAGAACAUGUGGAGGUCCAGUAUUCAGUCGGUCUUGUUAUGAAACACAAAAGGUCGGGUUAUAACUGUGUGAUUUACGGCUGGGACCCUAAAUGCACCAUGAGCCAAGAAUGGAUCACCACCAUGAGGGUCCACCAACUGUCCAAUGGGCCUAACCAACCUUUCUACAAUGUGCUCGUACAGGAUGGGACUUGUCGCUACGCAGCACAGGAGAACCUGGAGCCCCACUCGGCUCCACUGGAGAUCGGCCAUCCAGAGGUGGGCCGCUACUUUUCUGAGUUUGCUGAAACCCACUACUUUGCCAACGAAGAACUACAGACACGAUACCCGGAGGACAUGGGUGAAACGCUGGGCACAGUACAGGAGCUUUAUCACAGAGUGGCUCCUGGCUUGGGGAGCCAAGAGGAGGCUCCCGCCACAGACCAAAACAACCAACAAGCCAUGUCAAUGUAGCAAGUAGCUGUGUCCAGUCCUGGGUUACUGGUCACCCAUUCUCAAUUCACAAUCUACUUAGCUGUCAUUUUGUUGCGCAUCAAGACCAGGUCCUGUGCAACAGAGUUUUGGGGGUUUUUUUCUUUUAAGAAAGAAUUGUUACUAUUAUUGCUUUGAUACACAAUCAAAUACCACAGAGUAGUUGUUGUAAACACAAAGUUCAGAUCAUCAAAUCAUUAUAUGUAUGAUGUUCAUUAGCCUUUUCCAAAUCCAGUCUUAUAACUGGAUUCAGAGAAAGUAUUAAAAUAUAAAAAUGAUGCAGAAGUAAAGCAGUUUAAGUGGAUUUGUAAAUUCAGGAUGAGUAUCCAGGCACUGUAAAUCCCCUCCUGCCUAAAAUCAAGAAUGCCUCCAUACCCACAUCUCUCUGCAUCCAGCAUCAGUCAGCAUAACAAACCCUGAACCCAGUGCCACACACAAGAAAAAAAAGAAAAGAAAAGAUAAAGAAAACACAUUGUAAAUUAACUUUUACUUUUAAUUCUCCAUCUUUAACAGAAUCUCUCGCACUUAGAAAGUCUAACUUUCACAUUCCUUGAACAUCUUUUUUCCUGUAUAUUUGCAAGUGAAGUAUGUAGAAUCCCAUGGCUCAUCAAUGUCUUCAAUGGAAAACCAAGACAUCAAUAACUUAAAAGAGAAGUGACUGAGCUUGGAGGAAACUAUAAAAAAAAAUAAAGUAUUUCAAGUUUUAAAACUUC
Messenger RNA from Melanotaenia boesemani (Boeseman's rainbowfish), 2761 nucleotides. RefSeq names its product F-box protein 21 (gene fbxo21). The transcript is spliced from 12 exons. NCBI's taxonomy places the organism in Eukaryota, Metazoa, Chordata, Actinopteri, Atheriniformes, Melanotaeniidae. The coding region runs from base 117 to 2030 and encodes 637 amino acids. The record is from RefSeq and is a predicted model, not a curated record. Gene Ontology annotation, molecular function: protein binding; DNA binding.